AUGUCAUCACCUCCUAAUCUUCACAGUCCUUCUGAAGCUUCACUCAUCCCUCCCUCUCCAUCCAUUCUACUCAACCCAAUCCCUUCUUCCCCUCUCCCCCGUCGAUCUCCCUCGGAAACCGGUUCUACAGGAUCUAGGAAUAAAAUAAAGUUUGCACCUUUACCUCAAGUACCCGAGUUGAAAAGAAGGUCUUCUAUAACUUUAGGAGUAGCUGCGAGAAAGAAUUUAUUACAUGAUCAAUCUCAGAAAAAAUCAGGUGUGGUUUAUAUGUCUGAUGAAGAUUGGGAGAGGUAUAAGAAAGAUUAUGAGAGUGAUUCUGUGCCAGUAGUUGAUUUAGGUCAACUAGCUAAAGAAAGUGCUAGAUCAUUAUGGCGUAAAAUGCGUACUUCAUCAACUUCAUCAACAAUCUCCAAUCUCUCAACAUUAUCAGAUACAUCAGAUACUUCCAUCGCUUCCACAUCAUUCACUUCUCCUCGACGAUCAAAUAGACGUCUCUCUGCACCUGAUACACCUGCUGAUAUACCUAUUUUAAGAUCGGGUUUGGGAACGGUAGAAGAAGAAGUGAAACAUUUGGUCGAAGUUCGUGGAAGACCACAUAGUCCUGUACCUAUUCAAGAAGAGGAGAAGGUAGUGAGAACUCGAAGUCCUGCUCCGAGGAUGACGGAUGAGUUGGAAGGUAAAGAUGACAAGGAGCAGCAAAGGUUGGAUGAUAGAGUGGAUUUGAACGUAUUGAGGGAGACGGAUGAUAUAGAAGAAAGAAAGAAGAGUGAAGAGAAGAUAGUGAAUGAGACUAGCAAAGUGAGAAAAGAGGAAAUAGAGGGAGAGGGAGAGGUUGAUAGGGAUGACAUGGAGGAAGAUGAAUUAGGAGAAAGGGAUGGGAUGGGAGGAACGUGGAGUUCCAGGAUGGAUGAGAUGAGACGGAAGCUACAAGGAAAGAAUGAACAUGGAGGGGAAGGAGAAGAUAGGGAAGAGCGAGAGGAAGAAGACCAAGAGAAGGGAAACGAGGAAGAGGAAGAAGGGAAUAUCUUUCCAAGUCACGAAACAGAACAAGUCAGAAGGAAAGCAAGACAAGUUGAUGUGCUCGGUUUCGACGAAAGUAGGUAUCGAUCAUGA
Messenger RNA from Tremella mesenterica DSM 1558, 1113 nucleotides. RefSeq lists its product as uncharacterized. The transcript has 2 exons. NCBI's taxonomy places the organism in Eukaryota, Fungi, Basidiomycota, Tremellomycetes, Tremellales, Tremellaceae. The record is from RefSeq and is a predicted model, not a curated record. Bases 1 to 1113 code for a protein of 370 amino acids.